CGUGCCGCACUCGAACGAAAAUUAAAAUUCAGCGACGAAAUCGAAGAACAGCGAGAGAUCUUGAAUAAACUCAAACUUCAACAAGAAUUAAGCGAAACCUUAGCAGAAGAAGCCGUUUACGAGGAGGCGCUGAAAUUUGAAGAACUUCCGCUCGAACACCACAAAAUAGAAUUGCCAAAUGAAACGCCCGAACAGAAGUUUGAUCGGUUAAUGAACCACAAAGACGUCGAUCCAGCUCAUCUUACGGCAUCAAACCUAUUACCGCCGAUUAUAAACACUUCCGGUGCUGACACACAAGAUCCAACUUUCCCAGCCAUAUACUCCCCCACUGGCAUAAUUCAUCCGGUAAAUCGUCAAUCGAGCGCAAACCAACAACCAGAAGCUAACAUAGCCGACCUUCAUCAAACAACAGCCUCAGGAAAUCAAUCCAUUCUCGAUUUGGGUACAGGACACCAGGCUAACCUAUACCCUGAAAUAAACAAUCCAGUAAACCCUCAUGAUCACGAAAAUUAUCCGUCGACUUCACAGCCUCCCGCUGCUUUCGAUAAUGUGGGCACUCCAAGUACUUGUCACGCCUCCACACAAAACAUCACGAGUCAGACUAUUACGUCAACAUCACUCGCGGGCACAAGCACUCCACUCCAAACAUAUCCCUUCAGAAACGUGAACACAAGCGUCACCUAUCAACAUCCAGCGUACACUAUCAGUAGUUUGAAACCCGCGUACCCGAGAACCUAUCAAUUAAGCAGAGACGCAACGAUCUUCACUCCUAACAGUUCUCCAGCCACCCACUACCGUGAGAUAACUCCAAGUCCUUGUACCCGCAACUUGAACCCUGUUCAUUCGAGUACAGAUAACGCCACUCAAAUCGCCGAGGCCCUGGCGAAAGUCACGCGAUUACAAAGACCUCCACAAGCCAAGCCAGACAUCUUCACAGGCGACGAAACCGACACCAGAUUCUUUAUCUGGGAAACGGCUUUCGAUGCUCUGAUUGAUUCCGCACCAAUCAGCUCCCAGCAGAAACUGUACCUUCUGUACCAACACCUGGGUGGAAAGGCUAAGAAAGUCGUUGAGCAGUUGCAGUAUAUGGUCGCUGCUAGUCCAGAAGUUGCCUACAAUGAGGCAAGAAAGAAACUCAAAUCGCGCUUCGGUCGUCCCGCGAUCAUAGCCGCCGAUUUCGAAAACAAGCAAGCUAACUGGCCAAAAAUCGCAAUCAACGACGCUCAAGCCCUAAGAGAAUACAGUGACUUCUUACAGCAAGUCGAAAUUGCAAAGACGCACCUGCACAGCCUUAAGAUCUUUGAAUUUCCCUCCAAGCUGCAAACCCUAGUCGAGAAACUCCCGAACUGGUUUUCCACUAAAUGGUCUACGAAGGUCCAAACGCUGCAGCAAGAAAAGGGCAGCGAUGCGUUCCCAACUUUCGUCGAAUUCGUGGCAGAGGUAGCCUUCCACGCGGAACGCAUGAACACAGCUCAGAUUAACCAGAACUCGACAAAGGUCCCUCCUCAAACUACACGUAGUAAACUUCCACCACCCAAGCCGCCACUUGGUAAGAAAACUCCUUUCUCCACAACAAUGGCUUCAAAAACACAUGGCGAAAGCGAGCCUUCACACUCGGAACUAACAAAACCAGAGUUCUCAGACCAGAAAUUAAAACGCCCAAGUCUCCCGACAUCAAAUAAACUGUGUCUCUUUCACGGAACGAAAACCCACAAUCUGAACGAAUGCAACAAGUUCCGAGAACUAACCUUCGCUGAAAGGAAGGACUUUUUUAAGAAAAACAAACUCUGUUUCAAAUGCAUGAGCGCCAACAAGCACAGCGCCGAAAAUUGCAACCAAGCUCCCCCAGUCUGCAACACCUGCCACAAGAGACACUCGACAGCUCUUCAUGUCGAGCAAACACCGAAAACAAGCGCAAACCAAGCGUCCCAAACCAUUAGUACCUCUACAGCUUGCACGCAAGUCUGCGGGGAGAAGGAAACCGGUAGGUCGUGUGCCAGAAUCGUCCUGGUCAACGCAUCGCAUCGGUCAAAUCCUGCUAAGAAAAUAACCACCUAUGCAGUGUUGGACGACCAGUCCACAGACGUAUUCAUUUCCGACGCCCUACUUAACAACCUGGAGAGGUCGACCUACAGGUCAACACGAUCGUUGGAUCAAACACCAUACGAACAAGAAAAAUAA
Orbicella faveolata is the source of this 2181-nucleotide messenger RNA. RefSeq lists its product as uncharacterized. The record is from RefSeq and is a predicted model, not a curated record. NCBI's taxonomy places the organism in Eukaryota, Metazoa, Cnidaria, Anthozoa, Scleractinia, Merulinidae.